AUGACUUCGCAGCAGCCUCUCCCCACAGAUGACUUCAGUAUCUACUAUGUCCUCGCAGACUGCACAGAUCACUGUGAUACCUUUCCAGUUAAGGAGGCUGAUGAGAACCAGCCCCAUUUCCAGGGCGUGACUGGCCUGCGGAACUUGGGCAACACAUGCUACAUGAAUGCCAUCUUACAGUGUCUCUGCAGCAUCUCACCGUUGAGGGACUACUUUCUCUCUGGAAAGUACAUCACUGCUCUUCAAAAGAACUGCAGUGAGGUCGCCACUGCUUUUGCCUAUGUGAUGACAGACAUGUGGCUUGGAGACUCAGACUGUGUCUCACCAGAAAUAUUUCGGUCAGCUCUUGGCAACCUCUACCCAGCAUUUACGAAGAAGACACAGCAAGAUGCUCAGGAAUUCUUGAUUUAUGUCCUGAACGAACUUCAUGAAUCUCUGAAAAAGUACCGCCAAAGAAGAUCACAUGAGAAAACAUCUAUUCCAAGAUGCUGCAGGAAGGUGACUGCCAAUGAGUCCUCCAUCAUCACCCGGCUGUUUGAAGGGCAGCUCAGUUACAGCAUCCUGUGUUUGAAGUGUGAGAACCGCACCUACAAGAACGAAGUCUUCACUAUCCUCUCCCUCCCCAUUCCAUCCGAAUACGAGUGCUCUCUUCAGGACUGUCUCCAGUGUUUUUUCCAACAAGACACACUGACGUGGAACAACCAAAUUCACUGUUCCUUUUGUGAAACCAAGCAAGAAACAGCUGUGAGGGCCAGUAUUUCCAAAGCACCAAAAAUAAUGAUCUUUCACUUAAAAAGGUUUGACAUUUGGGGUGUAAUGAAAAGGAAACUGAGAACAGAUAUUCAUUACCCACUCACUAACUUGGAUCUCACUCCUUAUAUUUGUCCAAUUUUUCGGAAACAUCCUAAAUAUAAUCUCUGUGCAGUGGUGAACCACUUUGGUGACCUGGAUGGUGGCCACUACACUGCUUUCUGCAAGAACUCAGUGAGCCAAGCGUGGUUUAGCUUUGAUGACACACGAGUUAGUGAGAUUCCAGAUACUUCAGUGCAAACUGCUACAGCCUAUCUCCUGUUCUAUAGCUGCCAGCCCUUCUCUAUACCUAUACAGAAACGCAAGAGCUAGGAAAAUGAAGCUUCAUGAAAGUUACCAAACAAGCAAUGAGAAACUGGUACUUACAUUUUGCCUUGUCAUUAAACUCUUGCAACUUACUUGCAUCACUGAUAUCUUAGUCUUUCUGGCAUAUUAUACAACCACAUGUAAGUCUACAGCAAAGAACAUAGGUCCUGGCACAAUGGAAAAGGUAGCAUGAAAAUAACGCAAUGCAACAAAUUAGUUUACAAAGGUAUUUCAUAGGGUUAAACCAAAGUAAUUUUUGUUCAAGUGACUCUUUGAACUUAAGAAUGUGAUUUGAAAAUAUUUAAUUGAUCAGUAAUUUAGCCAAGAAACUGUAAGUCUCUCAGACUAAUUGCCAAAUAUGAAAAGUUGUUAACUUAACAAUUCAAAACUCAUCCUUUCAUCUUGUCCCUGGGAGUCUACUAAUGGUGACAUCUUUCAGAAGCACCUUUAGAGCCUUAUUUUUAUAUAGAGUGUUUUUAUUGACUUCGUGUAUAGCAGCUGAGUCCCUGAGGUGAAUGAUAAAUUCUAAGCUCCUCUAUCCCUUUUAAUACAUCACUCUGUAAAGAUGUGGUUCAUAAUGCAGUUCACUUUGCAAUCAUGCCUGACUCCUAUCCUUUUUGAUCUUAAUCCUGAGAAUUCUGCGACUCUUGAUAGAAUAGUCUGGGUAUUAUUAUUUCUUUCUUUGAUUUCCCCACUCAGAAUCCUAAGUGCUAUAUGCAAUUUGGGUCAAGUUGAAGAAAGAGUGGAAUCAAAUCCUGAUGCCACCAGGAUAAGUGAACUAAAUUUUAAGUCAAUGUAGUGGGAUAAAGUGUGUGCAAAAUCUAUACUUCUACUGUCCUAUAUUUGAUAACAUAAAAUUAAAGACAGAACACUUACAGGAUUUUAAAUUAUUUUUCUCAUUAAGUUUUUAAUGUAGGUGUAAAUGAAAAUUCUCAUUUUAAAAAAUUAAAAGAAAAGCUUCCAUUUAUUUUUUUAGAGUACAGAUUUAGUGCACAAAUACAGCCCAAAGCCAACAGAAAAAUAGCUUUGCCCUGUCAUUUCCCUAAGAAAGCGCUGCAGUUACUCAGAAUAGGUCAAAAGAAAAAAAACAAAACCAAAAAGCAAUACUCUGA
Messenger RNA from Rhinolophus ferrumequinum (greater horseshoe bat), 2228 nucleotides. RefSeq names its product ubiquitin specific peptidase 50 (gene USP50). Gene Ontology annotation, cellular component: postsynaptic density; extrinsic component of endosome membrane; dendritic spine. Gene Ontology annotation, molecular function: cysteine-type deubiquitinase activity. The transcript is spliced from 7 exons. The record is from RefSeq and is a predicted model, not a curated record. Gene Ontology annotation, biological process: protein K63-linked deubiquitination; Ras protein signal transduction; endosome organization. Bases 1 to 1122 code for a protein of 373 amino acids. NCBI's taxonomy places the organism in Eukaryota, Metazoa, Chordata, Mammalia, Chiroptera, Rhinolophidae.